Molecule: messenger RNA, 2520 nt
Organism: Selaginella moellendorffii
Lineage: Eukaryota; Viridiplantae; Streptophyta; Lycopodiopsida; Selaginellales; Selaginellaceae
Product: lysine-specific demethylase JMJ25-like
Exons: 14
Coding region: 35-2419 (794 amino acids)
Biological process (GO): regulation of transcription by RNA polymerase II
Cellular component (GO): chromatin; histone deacetylase complex
Molecular function (GO): chromatin DNA binding; histone H3K9 demethylase activity; transcription coregulator activity
Source: RefSeq, a predicted model, not a curated record
GGAGAUUGUUCUAGCAGGCUAGGGUGAAGGCGAGAUGAGGAGCAAGCGCCCAGAGCUGAGGAGGGUCGCGGACAACGAGGAGGGGGAGGAUGGAUCCUCGGAUACAAGGACGGAAGAAGAGGAAGACGAAAGAGAGGAAGAAGAGCCAAAUCGGCAAACCAGGAAGAGGAAAUCGAUGGAAUUUCCACGGCCGUGUAGCCGAUCAGAUGGGAAAGGCUGGCGCUGUCCGCAACUGGCCAUGGUGAAUGACAACUACUGCGAGUACCAUCGCAAUAAAAUGCGAGAAAAGACCCAGAGGUACAAGGAUCAGGUGGCAACGAAGAGAAGCAGCAAGGAGCAGCAGCCUCCUCGGGAGGAGAAGAGAAAAAAGCUGCGCCGCUGUGAUCGAAAGGAAACCGACAUGGCCGAAGAGCUGGGUCAGGAAAAACUCGUCGCCAUUCGCGAGAAGUUAGAGCAGUACAAGAGCUGCCACCAGUGCCAGAGAAAUGACAAAGGAGAUGUGGUUUUCUGCGAUGGCUGCAACAAGAAGCGCUACUGCGUUAGCUGUAUCAAGCGAUGGUACCCGGAGCUGACAGUGAAAGACGUCCAGAAGCAGUGUCCUUUCUGCCGGAGGAACUGUAAUUGCAAAGCUUGCCUACGCACUCACGGGCCGAAAGUUGUGACUGCGGAGCUGCCUCCAUCCAAACAGGUGGAGCAUUUUAAGUAUCUCCUUUGGAAGAUCUCGCGCUAUCUUAAACAACUCAGCAAUGAACAACGAGAGGAAGAGGAGCUCGAGAAAAACAUCCAAGGAGAGGCAUACUUGGGAGUGGAAAAGGCUCCGGUGGAUUUUGACGAGCGCCUCUAUUGUGAUAACUGCCGGACAUCCAUUGUGGACAUGCAUCGAAAUUGUCCCGGAUGCGGCUUCGACUUAUGCCUCACUUGCUGUCGAGAGCUAAGGGGAAAGGCUGAGGAUCCUGCUCUCGAACAGGAAGGUGGCAGCACCUGGAAAGCACACAGUGACGGAAGCAUUCCCUGUCGAAACUGUGAUUCGCAUCCUCUGUGUUUGAAGACGCUCUUCACACACCACCAUACCUCAGACCUUCAAAAGUCGAUUGAGGAGUGUCUAGAAGACUACCGUCCAGAUCCUGAAGUCAUGGCUAACACUUGCGACUGCUCGGAAAACGCAGGCAACGUCCGCCUGGCUGCAAAGCGUGAAGGAUCCAGCGACAACCACAUUUACUGCCCCAGCGCAAGCGACUUGAAAGACGAGGGAGUGAAACACUUUCAGAAGCACUGGGUACGUGGUGAACCAGUUGUCGUUCGGGAUGUUCUAGAGGGUACCACAGGCCUGAGUUGGGAGCCGAUGGUAAUGUGGAGGGCUGUACGAGAGACAAACAAGAGUAAGACUGCCGUCGAGAACAAGAGCCUCAAAGCCAUCGAUUGCCUGGAUUGGAACCAAGUGGAGAUAAACAUACAUCAGUUUUUUACAGGAUACCAAGAAGGCCGUGUUCAUCCAGACGGUUGGCCAGAAAUGUUGAAGCUGAAGGAUUGGCCACCAGCGACCUUGUUCAGCGAGCGCCUCCCUCGCCAUGGAACUGAGUUUCUGAACUCUCUGCCUUUCAAGGCGUAUACGCAUCCCACGACUGGUAUUUUCAACCUGGCGGCAAAGCUGCCUGAGAACUCGUUGAAGCCUGACCUGGGGCCCAAAACUUACAUCGCGUACGGGUUUCGUGAGGAGCUUGGCAAUGGAGAUUCUGUCACCAAAUUGCACUGUGACAUUUCGGACGCGGUAAAUGUGUUAACGCACACCUCUGAAAUAAAGUGGCAACAGAAACGCAAGGAACGGAUAGAAGUUAUGCGCAAAGAUCUGCGCAAUAUGCAAACGUCACCGAGUGAGAACACGUCUUCCGAGUGCUGUUCUUCUGGAGUCGACACUAGUCACAAGGAUGAAAUUUUGGUCUGUGAGGCCAAGAGCAGUACUUAUGGAGGUGCCUUAUGGGAUAUUUAUAGACGAGAAGACGUUCCCAAACUCGAAGCAUAUCUGAUGAAACAUUCGACAGAGUUCAGACACAUAGGAAACUUGCCAGUUAAAGAGGUGCACCAUCCCAUACAUGAUCAGAUUUUUUUCUUGGACGAGAAGCAUAAACUGCAGUUGAAAGAGGAGUAUCAAGUAGAGCCGUGGACUUUCGAACAGCACAUUGGAGAAGCAGUAUUUAUUCCUGCGGGCUGCCCCCACCAAGUGAGGAAUUUGAAGUCAUGCAUCAAGGUCGCACUAGAUUUUGUGUCUCCGGAAAAUGUGCAUGAGUGCAUUCGUCUAACAGAGGAGUUUCGGCGACUUCCAAAGGACCAUCGGGCUAAAGAAGAUAAGCUGGAGGUAAAGAAGCUCGUCUUACAUGCGGCAGGACAAACUGUCGAUCUCCUUCAGAAGUUGAUUUUGUAAAAACAAGCUACUGUAGAGAGGUAGAGCUAUCGUUGAUUCGCUAAGCUCGGGUUUUAAGCUCGCGAAAUUUUGGAAACGUAAUCAUAAAGUGGAUUGAGGCC